Ictalurus furcatus (blue catfish) is the source of this 3765-nucleotide messenger RNA. It is a transcript of the gene olfm2a, whose product is annotated as olfactomedin 2a. The transcript is spliced from 6 exons. The record is from RefSeq and is a predicted model, not a curated record. Lineage: Eukaryota; Metazoa; Chordata; Actinopteri; Siluriformes; Ictaluridae. Gene Ontology annotation, biological process: signal transduction. The coding region runs from base 526 to 1977 and encodes 483 amino acids.
UCUCUCUUAGCCUCCCACUGUUCAUUUGCUCACCAAAAAAAAGGCAGAAUGGGAUGAGUAUAGGAUGUGUGCGUGAAACGGCUGGAGAGGCGAGGAGAGAGAGCGGGGAAAGAAGGAAGGGAGGGGAUGAGAGCGAGGGAGCGAGAGAGCGAGAUAGGGAGGCAGCCAAUGCGCAGCUCUGCAUCUUGAAAGAGAGAGAGGGUGGAGGAGAGAGAGAGAGAGAGGGAGAGAGAGAGAGAGAGAGAGAGAGAGAGAGUGUGUGAGGCGCUGGCAUUCGCUCUGAGACAUCAGGAGUCGGGUGGACUGACGGAGUGUGAUGCCGCUGGAUCCCGCUCCGGCUUUCGCUGCUGCAUUUGCAUGUCCAGCCUGUUGUUAAGAGGUGACCGCAAGUGUGAGAGUGUAUCGUGUGCGAGCCUCAAGUCGCUCACGUGAGUGUGUGUGUGUGUGAGAGAGUGUGUGGGCCCCCUGGCGAGGGGCUCAGCAGGUUGGGCUGGGGGGCGGUAAGGCCAGGUGGCUGUGAGCACCAUGAGCGUGCCACUGCUGAAGAUCGGAGCGGUGCUCAGCACCAUGGCCAUGGUCACCAACUGGAUGUCUCAGACGCUGCCCUCGCUCGUGGGACUCAACGGCACCACUGUGUCCCGCGCCGGAACCUCGGAGAGGAUCGUCAGCGCCUUGUACCCAAGCCCGGAGGAAGGCUGGCAGAUCUACAGCUCAGCGCAGGAUGCAGAUGGGAAGUGUAUCUGCACGGUUGUGGCCCCUGCCCAGAACAUGUGUAAUCGAGACCCACGCAGCCGCCAGCUCCGCCAGCUCAUGGAGAAGGUCCAGAACAUUACCCAGUCUAUGGAGGUGCUGGAUUUAAGGACGUACCGGGAUUUACAGUAUGUCAGGGACACGGAGAACCUGAUGAAAACGGUGGACGGGAGAUUGAAGACGGCUUCAGAAAACCCACGCAGCCUCAACCCCAAGAGCUUUCAGGACCUAAAGGACAAGGUGACUCAGCUGCUCCCCUUGUUGCCGGUGCUGGAGCAGUAUAAGACGGACGCGCAGAUGAUCCUGCGGCUCAGAGACGAGGUGAGGAACCUGUCGCUGGUGCUCAUGGCCAUCCAGGAGGAGAUGGGAGCCUACGACUACGAAGAGCUCCGGCAGAGAGUCCUGUUAUUGGAGACACGCCUGCACUCCUGCAUGCAGAAAUUGGGCUGUGGAAAGCUGACAGGCGUGAGUAACCCCAUCACCAUCCGCGCCUCAGGCUCUAGGUUUGGUUCCUGGAUGACGGACACCAUGAUUCCCAGCUCUGAUAACAGGGUGUGGUCAAUGGACGGCUACUUCAAAGGGCGGCGUGUGCUUGAGUACCGCACCCUGAGCGACUUCAUGAAGGGUCAGAACUUCGUUCAGCACCUCCUGCCUCACCCCUGGGCUGGAACAGGUCACGUGGUCUACAACGGCUCCCUCUUCUACAACAAGUACCAGAGCAACAUCCUGAUCAAGUACCACUUCCGUUCGCGCAGCGUCCUGGUGCAGCGAAGUCUGAGCGGCGCCGGCUACAACAACACCUUCCCGUACUCGUGGGGCGGCUCAUCCGAUAUCGACCUGAUGGCCGACGAGAGCGGACUGUGGGUCGUGUACACCACCAUCGCCAACGCUGGCAACAUCGUCAUCAGCCGCCUGCAGCCUGAGAGCCUGGAAAUCCUGCAGACGUGGGACACGGGCUUCCCCAAGCGCAGUGCCGGCGAGUCCUUCAUGAUCUGUGGGACGCUCUACGUCACCAAUUCGCAUCUCGCCGGUGCCAAGAUCUACUUCGCCUACUACACCAACACGUCCACCUACGAAUACACAGACAUCCCUUUCCAUAACCAGUACUCACACAUCUCCAUGAUGGACUACAACCCACGUGAGCGUGUGCUCUAUACCUGGAACAACGGCCACCAGGUGCUCUACAACGUCACGCUGUUCCAGGUCAUCAAGACCUCCGGGGACUGAGGCUGUCACUUAUAUACAUACACACACACACACACACACACACACACACACACACACAAAACACACCUGUGCAUUACAUAUUUACCAUACAAGUGCGUGUAUAUACAUAUAAACCCACAAACUGACAAGAAGGACAUGACCAUGACUGGAGCUUAGACUUUUUUCUUUUCUUUUUUUUUUUUUUACAUUUCAUUCAUAGAGUGCUAUUAUUCAAAUAAUGUACCGAGAAAAGCCCGCGGGCAGCAAGGUCGAUGCCGAUAUACGAACCGAGCUUUUUUUUGUUUUGUUUUUUGUUUGUUUUUUUUCUUUUUUGUGACAAGUGAGCAUGACACGUUUUUGAUUUGUGGCCAAAAAAAAGAAUAAACGUCUACCUUUAACAUUUCAAAGCGUGACUUUGAUUUCACUUUGUUGAGGGAAAAGGGUGAGAGGCACUGUGUGUGUGUGUGUGUGUGUGUGUGUGUGUGUGUGUGUGUGUGUGGUUUUAAUUUUUUUUUUUGUGGAAUUGAGGCAACCCACUUUCUUUUCUCUAUAGCACCGGUUCCCACAGGUUUUCAGUGGCUCCCGCGGAAACUGGAGUAACCAAACGCCGCCGUAUAAGAACAGCCGUUGCAAGUCUACCUGACGAGAGCUGUCAGUGUUUUGGGGGACUUUAUGGCCCAUGAAGGGCAGAAUGGAGAGGCGCUAAAUGAGGACAGACGGAGAGAUAGAGAGGAAAGAAUAGAGGAAUGAUGAUGAAGGCAUUAAAAUGCAGCUGUAGUGAUGAGGUCGGGGACUGUGCCAAUAUCCGCUGCUAUGGCUGUGUUUGCUGCAAACAGGUUUUUGUGGUCCAAGGGAGUCGCCGCUUUUCUUUUGUUUAAAGUAGGGAUGUAACUGAAUACGAAUAUGUUAUACGGAUUGAACAGAUAACGCAUUCUAAACGGAUACGAGUACAGAUACGAAUACGAGGUGGAGUAUUCGUUUUAUUCCUAUCUUUAUUUUAUGUUUUUAGAAAGCUUGCCAGUAAAGUUCCACAGGGCAUCUGGUUUGGACUACAGAGACUACAGUGCAUCGGGUUCUUGACCGCCUUAGCUUCUUAACUGCCUGGUGGGCAUCAUGGUGGUUUAAAUCAGGCUAUAGUUUGUUUAAUUUUGGGGGGAAAUAGUGCUUACGGUAUUUGUUAGCCGGCAGAAACAAGGUUAUGAUCCAUCACUCUCGAGUGAGGUUGAGGAACUGUCAGCCACACCCACUUCAGGUUCAAAGACUGCUUUCGUUAAUGUCUGCACUACAGAACACGCACCUGAGAUCAGACUGGUCUUAAAUAAUUAUCUUCCCAAAUUAUCCUGUGGCGUGGGGACAAGCUAAUCUUCACCCUUCCAACUAUUACUAACUUUUUGCUGCUCAGCAGGCAUGCGUUUAUAUCUUUAAUCAUUUGGCAGACAUGGUUAUCCACAGCAACUUACAGUUAAGCUGAGCAUAUGAAGGUUAGGAGUCUUGAUCCAGGACCCAGUAGUGACAGCUUGGCUGUGACAGAAUGGAUGUGAAUUCACGACCGUCUGAGUAGUACACCAGAGUCUUAACCAUUAAGCCACCACUUCAUCCUACAGCACCUGGUAGUCCCAGGCAGUCCUCCAUAACCAGGCCCAACAAAGGCUUAGCCGUCAUCUGCUCUGUUUCGAUCUAAAGUCUGGAUUGUUGAUGGGGAAACUGGUCAAAGUUACUAGUUUUUAAGUUGAGGGGAAAAAAGCAUAUGGUGUUUCAUUGUCAAAUUCCUGUUGCGUGGUAGCUUUGAUGAAUGAAGGACAAUUAAGU